AUGCCGGCGUCGCCUCCGUCCCAGAAACGCCUCAGCUUCCUCCGCAGCAUCUUCAUCAUCCGCCUCAUCAACGCCUUCUGGGUCACCACCUUUUUCCAGCCAGAUGAGUUCUUUCAGGCCCUCGAGCCCGCCUGGGAUCUCGCCUUUGGGCCCGGCAGCGGCGCAUGGCUGACUUGGGAAUGGCACUAUCAGCUGAGGUCGUCCAUCCAUCCGGCCAUCUUUGCGGCUGCCUACAGAUUGGCCGACCAUGUCUCCAGGAUAGCUCCCGUAGGCGCCGUCCUGCAAGCUAGCUUCGUCGUCGCUGCUCCCCGCGCCCUCCAGGCUGCCUUUGCUGCCCUCGGUGACUGGUACACAUGGCAGCUCGCCGUCCGCAUCUAUCCCGACAGCAAUGUCUCGUCCUUUGCUGUAUGUCCGAACCUCUCGUCGCCCCACCGUUUCCUCUUCUUGCAGCUCUUCAGUGCCUGGCAAUGGUACUGCUCCAUCCGUACCUUUUCCAACUCACUGGAAAUGGUCCUCACCGUCAUGGCCCUCUAUCACCUUCCCUGGGAGGAGCUUCUCGGAACCGCCCAGCCGGCCACAAAGGAGAACCCCAAACCCGUCGGUUCCAUCCUGCGCAAUCCCUGGCCCCUGCGCGCCUCGCUGUCCCUCGCAGCGCUGGCCGUUGUCCUGCGUCCUACCAACGUGCUCAUCUGGGCCACCAUCUUUGGCCUGGCCCUGACAAGGUUCGGUCUUCAGGGGCCGUCUCCGCUGACACCCAGCAUAGUCGUCGUCCUCUUCCGGGAGGCCAUCCUCUCUGCAUCUUUCGUCCUCGGGGCCUCGCUUGUCUCGGACCGCCUCUACUUUGGCUUCUGGACCUUUCCGCCCUAUAAUUGGCUCUAUUUCAACAUCUCCAAGUCACUUGCCGUCUUCUACGGCCGCAACCCCUGGCACUAUUAUCUCCUCCAAGGUCUUCCUCUCCUAUGCACCACGAGCCUACCCUUCGUCCUCGUAGCCGUGUACAGGCAGGGCGUCGCCGCUCCAUCCCCGACCGUGCCCUCUCCAUCCUCGCGCAACAUGCUGCGCGCCAUGUUGUGCGCCGCCGGCGUCACCGUCCUCGCCCUCUCCCUCAUCUCCCACAAGGAGGUGCGCUUCAUCUACCCGCUCCUCCCCAUCCUCAACAUCCUCGCCGCGCCCUUUGCCGCCUCCUUCUUCACGCGCGCCACCUCCUCCGCACCGGCCGACCAGGUGCCCCGCCUCCGACACCGACGGUGCCUCUACCUGGCGCUCGGCGUCAACAUCCUCCUGGCGGGUUACCUCUCGUCGUUCCACCAGCCGGCGCCCCUCUCGGUGAUCCAGCACCUCCGCGACAAGUACACCGACCUCCACCCCCCGACGGACCCCGGCCGGGAGCCAGGCCUCUUCGCCCUCUUCCUGAUGCCCUGCCACUCCACGCCGUGGCGCUCCCAUCUCGUGCACUCCUCGCUCGACGCCUACGCGCUCUCCUGCGAGCCACCGCUGCACACCCUCCCCGGCACGGCGGAGCGAGACAGCUACCGCGACGAGGCCGACCGCUUCUACGACGACCCCGUCGCCUUCCUGUCGGGGGAGCUCUUCGCCCCGGGCCACCCCCACGCCCUCCAACUACCCCGCUACAUUGUCGGCUUCGAGGGCAUCAAGCCAUGGCUAGACGACUUCAUUGCCAACACGCCCGAGGGUAUGGCCACUGGGAUGACGCUGCGCCCGGUCUGGUCCGGGUUCAACGGCCUCUUCAACGAGGAUUGGCGCAGGGCAGGCAAGAUGAUAGUCUGGGAUACGGGCGUGUACCCUGAUUCCACGAAACCAAAGCUCAAGGUGACGAAUACAGAAGUAUAUCAUAAGUGA
Geosmithia morbida is the source of this 1860-nucleotide messenger RNA. RefSeq names its product GPI mannosyltransferase 3. Gene Ontology annotation, molecular function: alpha-1,2-mannosyltransferase activity. Gene Ontology annotation, cellular component: endoplasmic reticulum membrane. The transcript is spliced from 3 exons. NCBI's taxonomy places the organism in Eukaryota, Fungi, Ascomycota, Sordariomycetes, Hypocreales, Bionectriaceae. The record is from RefSeq and is a predicted model, not a curated record. Bases 1 to 1860 code for a protein of 619 amino acids. Gene Ontology annotation, biological process: GPI anchor biosynthetic process.